Molecule: messenger RNA, 593 nt
Organism: Drosophila arizonae
Lineage: Eukaryota; Metazoa; Arthropoda; Insecta; Diptera; Drosophilidae
Gene: RpL32
Product: Ribosomal protein L32
Biological process (GO): translation
Cellular component (GO): cytosolic large ribosomal subunit; ribosome
Molecular function (GO): structural constituent of ribosome
Source: RefSeq, a predicted model, not a curated record
UCAGUUGGCAGCUCUAUUGGCACUGUCAGCUCUGACAACUGUCAAGCGCGGCCAACUUCACGUCUUUUUUCUCUCUUUUUGACGUGCUCUUAGCAUAUAAGCGCUCCAAAAUGACCAUUCGCCCAGCAUACCGGCCCAAGAUCGUUAAGAAGCGCACCAAGCACUUCAUCCGUCACCAGUCGGAUCGAUAUGCCAAGUUGUCGCACAAAUGGCGCAAGCCCAAGGGUAUCGACAACAGAGUACGUCGUCGCUUCAAGGGCCAAUAUCUGAUGCCCAACAUUGGUUACGGUUCCAACAAGCGCACCCGCCACAUGCUGCCCACUGGCUUCAAGAAAUUCCUCGUACACAAUGUGCGCGAAUUGGAGGUGCUGCUGAUGCAGAAUCGCGUCUACUGCGGUGAGAUCGCCCAUGGUGUCUCCUCAAAGAAACGCAAGGAAAUCGUUGAGCGCGCCAAGCAAUUGUCGGUGCGUCUAACAAACCCCAACGGUCGCCUGCGCUCCCAGGAGAACGAAUAAGCUUAAGAUUGGAGUUCACUUAUGCGAGUUUUUUAUAAACAUAGUCGGAAUACAACUAUUUGAAACGUUACAAGUGAA